Messenger RNA from Cetraspora pellucida, 288 nucleotides. NCBI's taxonomy places the organism in Eukaryota, Fungi, Glomeromycota, Glomeromycetes, Diversisporales, Gigasporaceae. The record is from the annotation of a GenBank genome assembly.
AAGAUAAGCAUUGUUGUUAAUAAAUUGAAAGUAGGUGUUGUCAAUGAGAUAAAGGUGAGCAUGAGCAUUGUCAAUGAGAUAAAGGUGAGUGUGAGCAUUGUUGAUGAGAUAAAGGUGAGCAUGAGCAUUGUCAAUAAAAUGAAGGUGAGCGUGAGCAUUGUUGAUGAGAUGAAGAUGAGCAUAAGCAUUGUUGAUGGAUUGAAGGUAGACAUUGUUGAUGAGAUGAAGGCAAAAAUGAAAGUUGUUGAUGAAAUGAAGAUGAGUGUGAGUGUUGUCAAUAAGAUGAAA